This is a messenger RNA of Coregonus sp. 'balchen', 8149 nucleotides long. NCBI's taxonomy places the organism in Eukaryota, Metazoa, Chordata, Actinopteri, Salmoniformes, Salmonidae. The record is from the annotation of a GenBank genome assembly.
AUGAAUCGGAUGCUCCAUCUCUGAUGGAUGCUAAGCACCACUGGCUCCACAGACCCUGUCUGCUGAUGCUCAAAGAUGGUGAUGUCACAAAGCCAGGACAGCUGGGCUGUGGACACAUCGGAUCAGAGUCCCCUGCAAAACCCAAAGUCCAUUCAGAGGGGGUCCUGAGCCCGGUGGCGGCAAAAGAGGGUCCCGUUUCCCAACUAGAGACCCCCGCUCAAAGGCUGAUGAGACAGCUGGAGGACGGGAACUGCACUGUGACAACUCUCUCUACAUGGGGAGAGAGGCAUUUCGGGAAGGCCUCCACCACUCUGAUGCUCAGCCCCUCCAAAGCGGCUGGGCCAGAGGUGGAGAUGAAGGAGGAGGAGGAGAAGAGGCCCCAGCUGCCCUCCUUCAAGGAGGACUCUGUGGUUGAGGAGAAGGAGCUGGAGGAGAGUGAACUUAAGCGGCAGGACUCCCACAGUGGCUCAGAUGGCCUAGGUUCUGACAUGGACGACCCAUCUGAUCCUCCUGUGGAGGAGCUCUAUGAAGGCAGCCAGACCCAGGGGCCCAGACUGAGGCUUCAGAACCAGACCAAAGCCAACGGGCUAACUAAUGAUGAGACUAUCGCCAACAGAGCACAGGCAAACGGUGAAGAGGGAGCUGUGGGGGACUGCACGCCUUCCCCUAUGUCUAUGUCAGUGGAUCCAGACAAUGAGCUACAGGCUGGCCCCGCGGGCAUUCUGUCCAGGGAGCGAGGCACUAUCCUGGGGAAGGUGGCCCCUGUGUGGGUCCCUGACGCCCAUGCGCUGGUCUGUAUGAUGUGUGAAGUCAGGUUCACUUUCACCAAGAGAAGGCACCACUGUCGCGCCUGUGGCAAGGUGAGGGUCUUACACCACUUGGUUGUAUUUAAAUUAAGAAGGGAUUGCAUGUUUGUCUAUGGUCUCUUUUCCCUGAGAAAGGAGGCUGACCAUUAGUGAUUGUGUGUGUGUGUCCUACAGGUAUUCUGUUCAGUGUGCUCCGGUCUGAAGUUCCGACUAACACACCUGGAUGGGAAGGAGGGGCGCGUCUGUGUCUCCUGUCACUCAACUCUAGUGAAAAGUGAGUAUCACCUGACAACAACUGUUACCAUGACACUACAGGCAAAAACAGUGUGUUACACAGUUCAUUGGUGCAACAUGCAGAAAUGUCAAUAUUAUUGACACUCUCUUGUUAUUUUCUUUAGGAACCCCUCCCAGGGGGAGAAGGAGGGUGUGGUUUGCUGAUGAGAUCCUCUCCAAUGAGAAAUCAGACUCUGCCCCUUGUACACCAAUCAGAGGCCCCACCUUCUCACCGCUAUUAUUGAGGAGAAGUAUAGCUGCUACAAUCAGAAGCGCCACUGGCUCACCACAGACCAGCAGGAGGGCGCCAAUAGCACAGGGGCCGCCCCUGCUCAAUGUAUGUAACAAAACAUUGUCAGACCAGACUCAUUUACUGCAAUUGAUUUAAAAUGUAAAUAAAAGAGCUAAGGAUGUGCUCACAUGUAAUGCAGUCUUUCUGUUGAUAUCUUUGAUAUCCAUAACCCCAAAGUAAUCUAUAAGCUCUCUCUCUCUCUCUUUCUGACUCUUUCUCUCUCCUUCCUCCUCCCUCUCUUCUCUUCCUCCUUCUCUCCUCUUCCUCCCUCCCUCUCUCCUCUUCCUCCUUCUCCCCUCUUCCUCCUUCUCUCCUCUUCCUCCCUCUCUCCUCUUCCUCCUUCUCUCCUCUUCCUCCCUCUCUCCUCUUCUUCUUUCUCUCCUCUUCCUCCCUCUCUCCUCUUCCUCCCUCUCUCCUCUUCCUCCCUCUCUCCUCUUCCUCCCUCUCUCCGCUUUCUCCCGCUCUCCUCUUCCUCCCUCUCUCCUCUUCCUCCCUCUCUCCUCUUCCUCCCUCUCUCCUCUUCCUUGGGGCAGCAGGUAGCCGAGAGCCUAGAGGUUAGAGAAGCAGGUCGGGUUCGAAUCCCAUGUCUGACAGGGGGACAUCUGGUUGGGAGUGUCCUAGAUGCCAUCACCUGCAGUUGUGCCCUUGACACUUAACUGCUCACUGGGUGUUGUACUAGUCGCUGCCCACUGCUCCAGCCACUCUAUGUGUGUGUGUGGAUUGGGUACAACAGAAGACCAAUGUCUGUCUUGUAUGGAUUAAUAAAGUAUUACUCUGCCCUCUCUGUAUAGCCUCUGCAGGAGGUGUGUGGGCCCUGUGGCUGGGGUACAGCAACCCUGGUCAGCAGCCAUAUCAGUAGCUCUGCCAACCUUAUCCCACUGGAUGGCCUCCCUCCCAUCCUCACCUCUACUGGAGUCAAAGGAGGUACAACCAGGACACCAACACUGGAGAUGCUAACCGCUAGCUCACUUUAGCUCACUGUACUGGUAUUGUCAUAGGGCAGAUGUAUUCAACUCCUACCCUAUGAGGACCGGAACCUGCUGGUUUUCUGUUAUACCUGAUAAUUAAUUGCACACACCUGGUGUCCCAGGUCUAAAUCAGUCCCUGAUUAGAGGGGAACAAUGAAAGAAUGCAGUGGAACUGGCUUCGAGGUUGAGUUUGAGGGUCAUAGGGUUUGGUAGUCCACUACAGGAUAUGCUGAAGGCUAGCUCACUGUACUGGGAUUGUCAUAGGGUUAGGUAGUUAGCUACUGGAGAUGCUAAUGGCUGGCUAGCUCACUGUACUGGGAUUGUCAUAGGGUUAGGUAGUUAGCUACUGGAGAUGCUAAUGGCUGGCUAGGUCACUGUGCUGGGAUUGUCAAAUGGACAGUUAUUUUUAAUAGUUUAUAGGGAUGUCUAGGUCACCGUUUCAUCUGUUUCGCCAGACUACACAGUGGAGGAAAGGCCCUCUGAGAGGGUUCUCAUCCAGGACCUGGAGAGCGGCAGGCCCAACUCCCUGGUCUUUGUCCUCAACGCCAACCUACUGGCCAUGGUCAAGCUAGUCAACUGUAUGUGACCUUUUUUCUCAACCUUCAACCCUUUUUUCAGUUAUUGACAGUGUGUGUCACACCAUUUUCAUAUUAGCUCACUAUUGAUGAAUUCAAGUCACAUGUGACCUCACAAUGAAGCGCUACCUCUCAUUGGCUCUCCCCAGAUGUAAACAGGAAGUGCUGGUGUGUGACGUCGAAGGGCAUGCAUGCGGUGGGCCAUGUGGAAGUGGUGGUGCUGCUGCAGUGUCUGCCCGAAGAGAAGAGCUUCCCCAAAGACAUCUUCAGCCACUUUAUACAGCUCUACAGGGAUGCCCUCACAGGUGAGACUGGCGUUGACGUGGUCUGGCAACGUAGCUACCAUUGAUCAGCACUGGAUUGAGCUCUGAAGCAGGUCUUGAAAGAGUCCCAUUUUCCUUCCAUUUUCCAUUUGAGUCAUUUAACAGAUACUCUUAUCCAGAGCGAUUUACAAUUAGUGCAUUCAUCUUAAGAUAGCUAGGUGAGACAACAACACAUCAUAAUCGUAUCAAGUACAUUUCCCUCAACAAAUUAUUUAUCAGCAAAGUCAGUGCUAGUGGGAAAAGAGAAGUGCCUUUUUUUGGGAUGGGGGCGCCGUGAGAGUUAUUUAAGAUAGUCUUCAAAGAGGUAGGGUUUUGAAAGAUGGGCAGGGACUCCGCUGUCAUGACUUUAGGGGGAAGCUUGUUCCACCAUUGGGGUGCCAGGACAGAGAUCAGCUUUGACUGGGCUGAGCGGGAGCUGCCCUCCCGUAGGGGUGUGAGGGCCAAGAGACCAGAGGUGGCGGAACGGAGUGCUCGGGUUGGGAUGUAGGGUUUUUAAGCCUUGAGACAAUUCCCUGUGUGUAUCGAGAAGGGUCCACCACCCAAAGGAAUUCCAGCCAACUUGACACAACUGUGGGAGGCCCCGUGUAGCUCAGUUGGUAGAGCAUGGCGCUUGCAACGCCAGGGUUGUGGGUUUGAUUCCCACGGGGGCCAGAAUGAAAAAUGUAUGCACUCACUAACUGUAAGUCGCUCUGGAUAAGAGCGUCUGCUAAAUGACUAAAAUGUAAAAUGUAAGCAUUGGAGUCAACAUGGGCUAGCAUUCCUGUGGAACGCUUUCGACACCUUGUAAAGUCCAUGCCCUGACGAAUUGAGGCUGUUCUGAGGGCAACUCAAUAUUAGGAAGGUGUUCCUAAUGUUUUGUACACUCGGUGUCUAUCUCUCUUUCCCUCUCUCCAUCUCUAUUUUUCCCUCCAUCUCUCUCUCUCUCUCCUUCUCCUCUCUCCCCACUCACUGUUUUCCUCCUCUCUCCUCCCUCGUCUCUCCCCCCUCUCCCCACUCUCUCUUCCUCCCCCUCCCUCCUCUCCCUCUCCCUCCCUCCACCCUCCUUUCCCCCUCCUCCCCACUCUCUUAUCCCCCCUCCCCCCCUCCUCCUCUCUCCCUCCCCCCUCUCCCCCCUCACCCUCCCCCCCUCCCCCCCUCGUUCUCCCCCCUCCCCCACUCUCUCUCCCUCCCUCCUCCCUCCCCCCUCCUCCCGCUUCCUCCCCCUCUCUCCCCCCCCUCCCUCUCCCCCCUCUCCCCCCUCCCCUCCCCCCCUCUCUCCCCCCCCUCCCCCUCCUCCCUCUCUCUCCCCCCCUCUCCCCCCCUCCCCCUCCCCCCUCCCCCUCCCCCCUCCCCUCCCCCUCCUCCCUCUCUCCUCUCUCCCCCCUCUUCCUCCUCCCUCCCUCCCCUCUCUCUCCCCCUCCCCCCUCCUCCGUCCCCCCCCCCCCCCCCCCCCCCCCCUCUCUCUCUCUGCAGGCAAGGUGCUGAGCCACCUGGGUCUCUCCCAGUUCUCCAGUAGUUUCCUGGGCUGUGAGGAGCAUGCAGGGUUCCUCUGGGUGCGCUCCACCCUCCAGUCCCUGCAUGGUCUCCCUAUGCCCAACCAGCCCUUCCUCUUUGGCCUGCUGGUCCACCGGGAUGAGGUGCCCUGGGCCAAGGCCUUCCCCCUGCGCCUCAUGCUCAGAUUGGGGGCUGAGUACAGAUGUGAGUCAGUGCUCUUGAGGCAGGAGAGAGAUGUGUGGCUGGAGAGUGCGUGAGUGUGAGAGAGAGAGAGAGAGAAAGGGACGUCCAGUGUAAUUCCCAUUAAGGCGUUCCUCUCCCUUUCCAGUUUACCCCUGUCCUCUGUACAGUGUGCGCUUCAGGAAGGCUCUGUUUGGGGAAACCGGCCACACCAUCAUGAGACUACUAGUAGUAAGUAGCUUGCCUCUCAUUACACAAACAACAAUCAGCACAAAGGUUGAGUUCAUUAGGGCACACCGUACCAAAACAUUUUACUACAGAAAAUGAAUGCAGCGUUUCUUACUGGACGAGAUCAGAAAAUCCCUCCCUGUUUAGGUCCGUUUUCUUCCAUUUGGGGCCUAAUGAAUCACACAUUUUUCCCUCAUUGCUUGCCAGGACUUCAGGAAUUACCGGUACACUCUGCCAGUGGUGCCUGGACUCACUGUAGAUCUGGAAGCUCAGAGGACCUGCAUUAAAAUCCCCACCAACGGCUAUGAUGAGGUACAGGCAAACCAUGAAGCAACACUUGGUUACACUUUAUAAUAACUGUAAUGAAUACGCCGUUAUAAAUGCAUAUAAAUGCUUUAUAAAUUAUGAAACACUCCCUUAUAAACAACUCUUUCAUCAAUAGAUCAAGGGUUGACAUCUCUCCACCCUCUCUGUCUCUGUCCCUAUCUUUCUCCUCUAAAUUCAGUUCAAGGGGCUUUAUUGGAAUGGGAAACAUAUGUUUGCAUUGCCAAAGCAAGUGAAAUAGAUAAUAGAUAAUCUCUCUCUCUCCUCUCUUUCUCUCUCUCCUCUCUCUCAGCUGAUGAAGGUUUUGAAUAAGUCCAAUGAGCAUGUGCUGGCCAUGGGGGCAUGCUUCAACGUGGCGGCAGACUCCCACCUCAUCUGUGUUCAGGGGGACGAUGGCCAGUACCAGACCCAGGCUAUCAGCAUCCACAAUCAGCCUCGCAAAGGUGGGCGCGCCCCUGGAAUCAUCAGAGGGCAAUGGGGACUAGGGGAGACUGUAAUCUCCCGCGGACAUUGUAAAUUGUAAAUAACUGCCUUAAUGUUGCUGGUUCCCAGGAGGAGUAGCUGCUGACUUGGCAGCAGCUAAUGGGGAUCUUUAAUAAAUACAAAUACAAAUCUGAUCAAAUUACGCAAGAAUUUACUUCCGGGUUACAGAUAUUAGGGAGACUGCAGAGUCCACUGCCUGUCCUGUAAUCAAAGAGAAACACCAGUAGAGAGGGAAUGCUACACAGGGGCAAGCAGCACAUCACCUACAACCAGGGAGAGGGAGGGAGAGAUGUUGUAUUGACUGCCACGUAACACCCACAGUGUAUCUGGCCUUUGACAGCCUAGGGAAAAUCAUAUGUAUGAUUUGCCACGUUUUUAUAUGUGCUCAUUGCAAGAACUGUGCCUUAGCUAUCACUUUUUCACCACUGGAAGGCAAUGUGGUGUCAUGUGAGAAGGUGAACUAUCCUCGAGAAAGAUACAGGUGGAGAAAGCUUAGUUCUAUCAUUAUUUUUGGUUAGUCCAACUGUAAUAUUAAACGUGUUUAUAUCUACAAGUCAAGUGGUAAUAUGUGGUGUUGUGUUUUGGUUCAGUUACCGGUUCCUGCUUCUUUGUGUUCAGUGGAGCCCUGAAAGAAGCAUCAGGAUAUCUGGCCAAAUCCAGCAUCGUUGAAGGUACUGUCAUCCUUGUGUAUCUUUACUAAGGACUGGAACAUUACCUUACUAAUCAUAUUCAACUAUUCACAUACAGAAAUAGUCUUAUUAUGACUACUUUACUACUAACUUUCAGCAUAAAUAUAAUUUCCUUAUUUAGAGUCUGUCAAUGUUUGUGUGUAUGUGUGUGUCCAUGUGCACUCAAGGUUGUGUGUAUGGCUGUAUGUAUGUGCAGGUGAGUGUGCGUGUACUUGUUGCUGUCUGUCUGUGUGUGUUUUUGCUGUAUUGCUGUCCCUCUCUCCAGAUGGGCUGAUGGUGCAGAUCACUGUGGAAACCAUGGUGGAGCUUCGCAGGUCACUACGGGAGAUGAAAGACUACACCAUUUCCUGUGGGCAGAUCGACCAAUCAGACAGCCAGGAGCAUGUCCAGGUCCAAUGGCUAGAGAAAGAAUGCACUUUAAACAAGGGGUAAGUGUUUGGUCAUUACAUCUGCCCUGAUCAGUGUCCCAUGGCUAGUUCUAUAGCCUAUCAUUAUCCUAUAAUUAACCUCUCACUAACCCUAACCCAUUGUAAUUUCAUCCAGUCUUCAAGUCUGUUUCAGACCUGCUCACCCCCUUGCCCAUUAACCAUUCUCUAGCGCUGUAGGCUACUCUUUAUCGUUGCCUGCUACUUUGUAUGACCCUGUUUGUGUGUGUGUCCGUGUGUGUGUUGCAGGGUUAUUAGCCCCAUUGAUGGCAAGUCCAUGGAGUCCAUCAGCAGUGUCAAGAUGUUCCAGAAGUCAGAGUACAAGGCCAAUGGAAAGGUCAUCCGCUGGACAGAGGUAACCCCAGCCUUUGGACCCAACAAUAUCUAGGGAAUAUCUAGGGCACAUCUAACCACUGGUCUUGACUCAUACUCAGAGCCUCUUGUUAUUGUAUUCUCUAAGUGCAUUGUUGUCUCUCGUGUGUUCGUCAGGUGUUCUCCCUACAGAAGGGGGGUCAUCCUAAGAGCCAGAGUGACCACCACACAGAACACAGCAGGCUGACAGAGAGACUGGCCCGGGCAUUCUGCCUGGCACUGGGCCCACACCUCAAGCUGCUGAAGGAGGAUGGCAUGGCCAAGCUGGGGCUGCGCGUCACGCUGGACUCCCACCAGGUGAGGGCGCCAUUGGCUAGGAUGAAGAUACUGCACCUAGGUCAUUGGCCCAUUUAGACCUUUGAGGAAACGUAAUCUUUGAAAUUGUAUAUCACUUUAUUCCCGCCUGACUUUAAUAGUUGUAAUACUUCUUGAUUUACUACUAUGUGAGUGGUUGACCACCUUUUAAUAUAAAGUUAUUCUAUGUAAAUAGUUAUCGGAUAUAGGCCUGCAGAAUAUUUCCAAAGCUAGCAGUUGAACCCAUAGAUGUGUGGUGGUUAACAUCGCUGUUCCAUGUUCCAGGUGGGGUUCGUGGCCGGCAGUAACGGCCUGCCCCUCCCAGCCCCGUACCUCAACGCCCUGGACACCGUGCUGAGCCCAAUCAUCCACAGCAGGGGGCGCAAGAGGAGCGAGGAACCUGUAGUCAUGGAGCUCAUCUUCUAUAUCCUGGAGAACAUCUCC